Messenger RNA from Diabrotica virgifera virgifera (western corn rootworm), 1542 nucleotides. RefSeq names its product arrestin domain-containing protein 2. Gene Ontology annotation, biological process: protein transport. Lineage: Eukaryota; Metazoa; Arthropoda; Insecta; Coleoptera; Chrysomelidae. The record is from RefSeq and is a predicted model, not a curated record. The coding region runs from base 217 to 1290 and encodes 357 amino acids. The transcript is spliced from 10 exons. Gene Ontology annotation, cellular component: cytoplasm.
ACCCGAAAAAAAUUCAUUGACAUUGCUAAUCCCUAUAUCGCUUCAUCGCUUCAGAAUUUUCGGGUAAGGUUGAUUAUAAUAGAAUACAUACAUAGGAAUGUACAAGUUCUGAUAAAGGGCAUAAAAUACUGACAAUUCGUCAGAGAAUAACUAAGAAGUAAUAGUUUAAGUGAGAAGUGAGUUACAAUAACAAUAUAAGGAAAUUACAAGGUAAACAUGACAUGUACAGUGGAACUAAGUAGUGGAAAUAUCUAUAAUCCUGGGUCAACUAUUUAUGGAAAAGCUUUUUGUCAAUUUUAUGCACAAGAAGAUUUUAAUGUGAUCAAAUGCACCUUUCGUGGUGAAGAGGCAACCUGUUGGACUACAACAGAAAGACAUUACGACAGGUUUAAAAAAAGGAAAGAAACUAGAACUGUCACACAUCAAGGGCAAAAUACUUUUGUAACUAUUGAUGUUAUAUUAUCCAAUGAAGGUCAACUACCCCAUGGUCAGUAUGAGUAUCCAUUUUCUAUCAGACUUCCGCCAAAUUUAGCGGGUUCGUUUCAAGGUCCUUAUGGAACAAUUAAAUAUUUUUUUGUAUUCAUAGUCGAUAAAGGAAUACGUAGCAAUUACAUGUGUGAAGUUCCUUUAACUGUAAUAUCGCCCGUAGACUUCAAUAAAAUUCGAGAUGAGCUACAAUUGCAACCUACAUCUUAUCAAGAUGAAAAAAUCUUAGGCUGUUGCUGUUGUGCUAGUGAUCCACUGACUAUGGAAAUGCGUCUAGAGAAAGAAGCAUUCGCAAUGGGAGAAAAAAUGAAAGUAAAUGUGAGGAUUGUGAAUCUGUCUAAUACAACUGUUCCACGCGUGGAGCUAAAUCUACAACAGAAUAUCUGGUAUAAAACUUUGACUGGAUACCGAAAACUAGAUCCAUACAUUUUGAUCACGCUUGCUGGAAGUGGCGUUGGCGCUCAUGGUGAUAGAAACUAUAUUUUUGAUUUUGAAAUACCACCUGUGGCUUUGCCAAAUUUUUUCGGAUGCUUAUUAUUUGAAACACAUUACAGUUUAAUUGCCAAAGCUGUCGUUCCAGGAUUUCACACAAAUCUUUAUGUUCAAACUGGUGAUAUUAUGUUAGGCACUAUACCGCUUAUUGAUAUUCCUACAGAAACCUCUAAAUUGUUGGACCCGGCACCUGCAUAUACAUAUGAAGAAACGUCACAAAAUGAGAAAAAUGGAAUUUUGUUUUCAAAUAUUGCUAGUGCUCCUGAAGAAGAAGUACCGUCAGCUCCCCCAAAAUCCAAAAUGAUGAACUAGGUUGCGGAUAUACAUUUUAAGUUAAUGGGUGAGUCCACUUCGUCGUUAUCUCUGGAAAAAAGCAUGUUUAUCCAUUCAAAGAAUUAUUUUUCUACCUCUAGUUGUACAUAAAUAAAACAAGAAUACAAUAUCGAUUAUUUUUGCAGAUAAUAGUUAUAGUUUUUAAGUAUUGUUAUCUACAUAUUUACAUUUUAAAAUAAUACUUUUGUACUUUAAAUUUUUAAAUUGAAUAUACGUAUCUACUUUGUUUAA